This is a messenger RNA of Clarias gariepinus (North African catfish), 3787 nucleotides long. It is a transcript of the gene acox1, whose product is annotated as acyl-CoA oxidase 1, palmitoyl. Gene Ontology annotation, molecular function: fatty acid binding; FAD binding. Gene Ontology annotation, biological process: lipid homeostasis; very long-chain fatty acid metabolic process; fatty acid beta-oxidation using acyl-CoA oxidase. Bases 144 to 2126 code for a protein of 660 amino acids. NCBI's taxonomy places the organism in Eukaryota, Metazoa, Chordata, Actinopteri, Siluriformes, Clariidae. The record is from RefSeq and is a predicted model, not a curated record. The transcript has 14 exons. Gene Ontology annotation, cellular component: peroxisome.
CCUCUCUAACGCGGAUGCGAAUUCACCUCCUCAAGGCCAGGGUUGAAACCUUACACAAUUCGUCAUUCACAUAAUAACGUUUAGUUACGUGACAGUCGUGUGUGUGCCUGCUCAAUCCGGACAACAGCAGCCGAGUUUCAGCCAUGAAUCCUGAUCUCCGCAAAGAGAGAGCAAAUGCUACGUUCGAGCCGGAAAUUCUGACGAACAUACUGGACGGAGGUGCCGAGAAGACCCGCAGGAGGCGAGAAAUAGAAUCUCUGGUCAUAAACGAUCCUGACUUCCAGCAUGAGGACCUCAACUUCAUGUCCCGCAGUGAGCGCUAUGACGAGUCUGUGAAGAAGAGCAUCCAGAUGUUUUCGAAGCUCAGGGAUUAUGGCAUCGCUGAUCCAGAGGAGAUAAACUUAUAUAAGAGAUCCGUACAGAAUGGACGCACCGGGCCUCUGGACCUGCACCUCGGGAUGUUUCUGCCAACGCUGCUGAACCAGGCCUCGCCGAAUCAGCUGGACACCCUCUUCACGCCCGCCUGGAACCUGGAGAUAGUUGGCACCUAUGCACAGACAGAGCUCGGGCACGGAACACACAUACGUGGACUCGAGACCACCGCGACCUAUGACCCUUCUACACAGGAGUUCGUCCUGAACAGCCCGACAGUCACUUCUAUCAAGUGGUGGCCAGGAGGACUGGGUAAGACGUCCAAUCACGCCAUUGUGUUGGCUCAGCUCUACACGCAGGGCAAGUGUUUCGGCCUCCAUGCCUUCAUCGUCCCUAUACGCUGUAUGAAAACCCACCAGCCACUUCCAGGUGUGGUGGUCGGUGACAUCGGCCCCAAAUUCGGCUUCGAGGAGGUGGAUAAUGGCUAUCUGAAGCUGGACAACAUUCGUAUCCCACGUGAGAAUAUGCUGAUGAAGUACGCCAAGGUUCAACCAGACGGCACAUAUGUGAAGCCCCCCAGUGAUAAGCUGACGUAUGGCACCAUGGUGUUCAUCCGCGCUAUGAUUGUAGGAGAGUCAGCUAUCGCUCUGUCCAAAUCCUGCACCAUCGCCAUCCGUUACAGCGCUGUCCGUCAUCAGUCUGAACUACGAGCUGGAGAGCCUGAGCCGCAGAUCUUGGACUACCAAGCGCAGCAGCAUAAACUCUUCCCGCUGUUGGCCACAGCCUAUGCCUUCACCUUCGUGGGCCAGUACAUGAAGAACACCUACAAUCGCAUCUCUGGAGACAUCAACCAGGGAGACUUCAGCGAGCUGCCCGAGCUCCAUGCUCUAGCUGCAGGUUUGAAAGCGUUCACCACCUGGUCUACGAAUGCAGGGGUCGAAGUGUGUCGGAUGGCAUGUGGGGGACACGGUUACUCUAGAAGCAGCGGCCUGCCGGACAUCUAUGUCACCUUUACGCCCAUGUGCACCUACGAGGGCGAGAACACGGUCAUGAUGCUCCAGACGGCUCGAUACCUGGUGAAGAGCUAUCGACAAGUGCGUGAUGGUAAGAAGCUCAGUGGCAUCGUCUCCUAUUUGAACGAUUCUCACCCACGUCUGCAGCCUCAAACUACAGGCUCCAGACCCACGGUCACCAACAUCAAUGACCUGCAGAGCCUCGUGGAGGCCUACAAACUCCGUGCUACCAAACUAGUGGAAACAGCAGCAAAGAGCCUGCAGACAGAGCUCCAGCGCAACAAGAGCCAAGAGGACGCCUGGAACAACAGCUCCUUAGAGCUCAUCCGAGCCUCUGAUGCUCACUGUCACUACGUAGUGGUGAAGCUGUUCGCUGCCAAGCUGAGCGAGAUCAGUCACACGGCCGUAUACUCCGUCCUCAGCGCCCUCGCUCUACUCUACACCCUGCACGGUGUCGCCAACAACUCGGGAGACUUCUUGCAGGCUGGCCUGCUAACUGUUCCACAGCUGGCUCAGGUCACUCAGAGGAUAAAGGCCCUGAUGGCCGAGAUCCGUCCGAACGCUGUGGCUCUGGUGGAUGCCUUUGACUACCGUGACGAGAUGCUGAGCUCGGUGCUCGGCCGCUACGACGGGAACGUCUAUGAGAGCAUGUUCGAGUGGGCCAAAAGCUCUCCUCUCAACCGUACAGAGGUCCAUGAAUCAUACUACAAGUACAUGAAGCCCAUGCAAUCCAAGCUGUGAGUGUGAAGCUGGGAGAUCUCUUCAACUAACAUAGUAUAAUGGCACUAAUUCCUAGAUGGAGGAGAAUUUUUUUUUAAUGACGUGUAAUUGAUCUGAACAGAUCGCCUGCACUUAUGAAUCUGUGCCCAUAUAAAGUGCUGGUCUUGGAGCAGAAUUUCAGUAAAUGCGUUAAUCCAACUUAAAAGUGAGGAAGUCUGACAUGGCUCGGGGAUAUUCCUAGAAUGUAAAUUCACUACAGUAGAAAUAUAACCGGUUCUCCUCUUACUACCAUGUUUUAUCUUUUUAAAUGUUAGGAAAUAUGCUAAUACAUGAUAAAUAUGGGUCUGGAUAGAUCAGUGGUUCUUUGAAGUGUCCGCUGUCCUGCACAUUUUAUUGCUUCCCCUGCUCCAUCACACCUACUUCAAUUUAAAUAAUUAAAGGAAUUGAAUUAAUUCAAUUCAAAAAUAAAGUAAAUGAAAUAAGCUUCUUAAUUAGUGUAAAUCAGGUGCCCUGGGAGUUAAAGAACCACUAUAGUGUGCAGGGCAGGGGUUCCUCCAGGACCAACUUUAAGCAACACCGGGAUAGACACACUGUACUGUACAUGGUCCGACAUGGAAGAGAAAUACUGCACUCAGGAGACGCUGUUCAUUUCCUUAAUUAAACCAGCAUUAUGAAUUUCAACCCCUGAUUAGAUUUUAAGACUUCUAUACUUUUUUGUUAUUAGCAUCAAUGAUAUAAGUAAAUGGUGGUGGUUAUUAUAUUUGUAAAAUUCCAAUUUUUACACAUCCUUAUUUCUACGUGUGUAGUACUGAAAUAUUUGAAUACUAGACUUAAUGCUGUCUCAGAAUCUGUACAAAUGUAAAAUGCUGCCUGGUACAUAAAAGCACCUUAUUCAACAAAGCCACUUGUGUAAUAAUAUUUUCCAAUGAUUGGACAAAAUUAAGGUGGAUGUGUCUUGAUUAUCCCUAUUUCUAAAAAUUCAAAUUUUUAAUUUUAUGGACAUUUGAGUGACUGUUGAAGGCACAGCUUGUACUUUAGUCACUGUGUGAUAUCCUGCCUUAUUAUGUUCACAUGGUAGUUUUACACGUGGUAGUCAUUGCUUUUCCAUCUUUUGUUCUACGGGAAGCUUUUUUUCGUGUUAAGUAAGCGGCUUUGUUCUGCUCACUUUCUGAGUUUUUGUUUUUCUUUCUGAGUUCAGUUUGAUUUAUACUGGAACGAAUUGAGAGUAAAACUGUAAUCGAACUUUGGAGGGUUUUUUUGAUAGAUGGUGUCUAGGUUGAUCAUUGAUCAUGUCAAAUAAAAUAAUCCCAAUUAAGCCUCUUUGUUAUUAAUUAUUACUGCUCACAGUGUUUAAAAAAAUCAGCAAUAAAGACAAACUCUUCCAGUAGGUGUCAGUGUUGGAGGAAAUGAUCUGCUUUCAUGGAAUGUUUUUUUUUAGUCUGAUUGGAAUUAUCCUGAUUAGAGAAUCCAACUUUACACAGACACAAAUUUUAUAAGAUGUGGGUUUACAUAAAUCAUUGAAUCAGAAUGAAACUUCUUUUUAGUUAUUCUGCUCGUGUUGAAGCAUGUAAUCUUUUGGAAAUAUUACACCAGAGGGAAAGUAAUGUAGUAGUAUUUUUCACCAGCUUGAAGGUUAGGUAAGGCUUGCCAAUUUUUCCAAUAAAUCCUGCCUUCUGCGUUAU